GUUAACAAGUUAUGAUCAAAGUCAUCAAAAAUUUUAGUGGAAACAAUUUUUAACAAACAAAAGUUACAUUAUUCAUUUCAUUAAAAUGAUAACCGAUUAUUUGCGUCUAAAAAAAUCGGUAGAAGUUAUUCUUAUAAUAAUAAUCGCCAUUUGGAUAUUGAGUUUUGAUAAAUCGCCAGCACAUGUAGAUUCUAACUUGGACGAAAUUUGGAAAUUUAGAUUCAGUAAAGAAAUACGUAAACACAAUAUGGAAGAAUUCAUGAAAUAUGUGCUAUCUUUUGUUGUAAUAGUAAGAGCGUUCACAUCAAGAGUAUUCCUUAUCCUCUAUGUAAUUAUUCUUUGGCCAGCCGUUUUCGAAACGAAAUCCUUUUUAAUCAUCCCUUGGUUAGUGAUUGGACUCGUAAGAACGAUCUUUGUAAAUUUUUUAACCCUUAGUGCAGGAUGUUACAGUUGUUUUUUGCAAAAAGGGUUACAUUUGACUUGUCUAGAUUUUAUAAUAUCACAGAUCGUAGACCACGGCCCUGCAGUUUAUGCAUGGUUCUCCAUAUAUAAUUACUACAUUCAAAUCAGUAAACCUAAGAUAGAGAAGAAAAAGACGGACCUUCUAUUGACUGGAAAGGAAUUUAUAAAUAUAACCCCUUUGUCAAAAUUAAUGGGCCCUUUGAGACAUUAUGAAAUACCUACAAGGUCUCUAGACACUUUACUAAGUUUAGAAGAGUCCGUUUUAAAUUUUAAAAGCAGAACAAAUUGUAGUAUUCCAGAUACUACCAAAAGAGAAGUACAAGUUAGAGAAAAAAAUAAUACAACCCGUGACGUAAUAUCGAGGAAGGAUUGUAAUGUAACUCAAUCUGCUAGAGUAUUUACUGGAAUUUCUAAAAAUUCUCUAGUAGAAGAAAAAGAGUUACAUUGUCUUUCUUGGGAUGAAUCCUUUGUUAGAAUAAAUAAAGAAAAAAUAUGAAAAUCAAUUACAUCUGAAUUACAUCAAGGUAUAACAAGUUUAUUAAAUAUUUUCUUAUACCCAUCUGAAACUAUUAUGGGAUGACAAAUUAAUCUUUAGUAAAAUUGUUCAAAUUAAAUGUUUUUUAUAUGGAAAUUAUUGGACAAUUAUUAUUCAAUAAGACAUCUGGGAUAACGGAAAACACAUGCCUUUGCUCAAACGAUUCUAAGACAUUUGGAAACUACAAGAAAAUUAUACUAGUGGAGUAAAAUCUGUCGGUUAACUCUCUGUUUUAUGGGGCUUGAUGAAGUUUUUCCUUGAUUAGAGAGAUUUUCCGAUUACAGGUAGUCC
Diorhabda sublineata is the source of this 1288-nucleotide messenger RNA. RefSeq lists its product as uncharacterized. The record is from RefSeq and is a predicted model, not a curated record. Bases 86 to 958 code for a protein of 290 amino acids. The transcript has a single exon. Lineage: Eukaryota; Metazoa; Arthropoda; Insecta; Coleoptera; Chrysomelidae.